AUGGAUGAUGAUAUAGAAAUCGAGCGUAUGCUAGAAGAAAAAAUGCAGGAAGACGUACAAAAAAAAGUACAAGAACAAACAAUAAAUAAAAAUGGUGAAAAAAAGGACAAAGACAAAGAUAAAGACAAGAAAAAUAAAAAACAUCACAAACAUCAUAAACAUCAUAAAUCACAUAAAAGUGAGAAAAAGCAUGAACACAAACGGAGUCGAUCACCAAAACGUAGUCGUUCACCAGUUGCUGAACGUCGCCAUCGUACACCAACACCACCGCCAACAACAUUGGCUAGUGGAAAACGACGAGAUGUUAAUUCUGAAUUGCAUCAAUUAGCCAAAACAAUAAGUCGUGAAAAACAACCAAAAGAAAAUCCACCAGCAUCGAAAUCAGGUCGAAGAGAAAAAUCACCUGAAUUAACACCAGAAGAACGUGAUCUUCGAACUGUAUUUUGCAUGCAAUUAGCAGCACAGAUUCGUCCACGUGAUCUUGAGGAAUUUUUUUCUCGUGUUGGUAAAGUUCGUGAUGUUCGUUUAAUAACGGACCCUCGCACACGUCGAUCAAAAGGUGUUGCAUAUGUUGAAUUUCGUGAUUUAGCCUCGGUUCAAGCAGCUCUUGCUUUAUCUGGUGAAAAACUUCUUGGCAUACCAAUUAUCAUUAAACCAUCAAAUGCUGAGAAGAAUCGUUUGGCAGCUCAAGCAGCUGCUGCUCAAAAUUCUGCCAUGACUAAUGGUGUAACAUCACAAGCUAACUCAAUGAUUCCAACUCAUGGACCCAUGAAAUUAUAUGUUGGAUCACUUCAUUUUAAUAUAAGUGAAGAUAUGUUAGCAGGAAUAUUUGAACCAUUUGGACGUGUUGAUAGUGUUACACUUAUGAAAGAUCCUGAUACUGGUCGUUCACGAGGAUAUGGUUUUAUUCAAUUUGCUCAUGCUGAAGAUGCUAAAAAGGCAAUGGAAAAUUUAAAUGGUUUUGAAUUAGCUGGUCGACCUAUGAAAGUUGGCCAUGUUACUGAACGAGCCGGUGAAAUUACAGGUCCCAAUGGUGUUAGUUUUCCAUCGUACACCACUGGCAUUUCAUCAGCAUUUACAACAUCAGCAAAUCUUGACUCAGAUGAUCUUGAUCAACGUGGUAUUAAUUUAGGUGCAACAGGACGUUUAGCUUUAAUGGCUAAAUUAAGUGAAGGUAGUGGCUUACAAAUGCCCAAACAUGCUAUGGAUGCUUUACAAGCUGCCCAUAUGCAAGCAGCUAGUUCGCAACAUGUUCGCAUACCUGAACCGCCUAAUCCACAACAAUUGGCAACAGUAACAGCUGUUGGUACACAAUGUUUUAUGCUUUCAAAUAUGUUUGAUCCAGUUGCUGAAUCAAAGAAUCCUGGUUGGACAAAUGAAAUACGUGAUGAAGUUGUUGAAGAAUGUAAUAAGCACGGUGGUGUUGUUCAUAUAUAUGUUGAUGAAAAAAGUCCCGAUGGAAAUGUUUAUGUUAAAUGCGCAACAAUAGCUAGCGCUAUCAACGCUGUCAAUGCGCUUCAUGGUCGAUUUUUUUCCGGUCGUACUGUCAUCGGCAAUUAUAUCCCAACUCAAUCUUAUCAUAAACUAUUUCCUCAAUCAGCUACAACGAUUGCACCAUUGAAAACUUCGCAUUAA
Molecule: messenger RNA, 1635 nt
Organism: Rotaria socialis
Lineage: Eukaryota; Metazoa; Rotifera; Eurotatoria; Philodinida; Philodinidae
Source: the annotation of a GenBank genome assembly